AUGCAUAACAGCUCUACAAGGGACGUGGGUAAGCACAGGAGACAAAUGGCUGCCUUGGAGGCACCGUUUCCUGUGCGUAUCGCCCGCAUCGCCGGCCGCUACCUGGUCUUCGACACCGAGGCCGCGGCCCUGCUGCGGCGGCAGGUCAACACCAACGGCGUGCUGGUGGGCACGGCACCGCAGCAGCCGACGCAAAACAUCUUUCUUGGCCUACCCAUCGAGCUGCGGCCCGAAGAGGUCGAGGCCCUGGUGCGCAAGGGCGCCGCGUAUGUCGUAGAUGGCGCCGCCGCGCACCGAGACACCCUCCAGUCGUAUUGGGAUCCCGCCCUCCGCCGCGCGUAUAUAGAGUCCCUCCGCAAGCAAAAGGAAAUUGCACAGGCUGCCCUCGCCGAGCGCAGCGCCCAGCGUGCCGCCGAGGUGGCUGAUAAACUGAAGCGCGGCAAGAACAAAAAGGGCGCUGCUGCUGCCGCCGCUGCGGCAGCCGUCGCCGUCGCCGCUACAGAUUCGCCAGACAAAGCAGACGGCGGCGUAUCGCAAGUAAAGACCAUAGGCGUCACGCCCACGUCCAGCACUGACCUCGUACCGGCCAGCGCCCUCGCCGAGCACCGCCGCGCCGACGAGCUGUCGCUGCACGAGGCCGCGCCGCUGUGCAGGCACCUGCUCGACAACGGCUACCACAUGACGCCCGGCCUGCGCUUCGGCGCCCAGUACAGCGUAUACCCUGGUGACCCCCUGCGCUUCCACGCCCACUUCAUGGCCAGCCAGUACGACUGGGACGAGCCGAUUCCCAUCCUAGACAUUGUCGCUGGCGGCCGGCUCGCCACGGCCGUCAAGAAGGCAUUUCUGCUCGGCGAACAUUUUGCUUGGAAUGGGCUGCCAUGUAACAUUACACACAAAAACCAUGAUUGCAUUUUUUACGAGCGGCGUUUUAUGGACUCAGGACAAAUAUAG
Akanthomyces muscarius is the source of this 951-nucleotide messenger RNA. RefSeq lists its product as uncharacterized. Lineage: Eukaryota; Fungi; Ascomycota; Sordariomycetes; Hypocreales; Cordycipitaceae. Gene Ontology annotation, cellular component: tRNA-intron endonuclease complex. The transcript is spliced from 4 exons. The coding region runs from base 1 to 951 and encodes 316 amino acids. The record is from RefSeq and is a predicted model, not a curated record. Gene Ontology annotation, molecular function: nucleic acid binding; tRNA-intron lyase activity. Gene Ontology annotation, biological process: tRNA-type intron splice site recognition and cleavage; tRNA splicing, via endonucleolytic cleavage and ligation.